AUGCAACCGCUUGGAGAUAGAGCUGCCCGGAUUGAUCGUCUCGAGAACACUGAUCAGGUGACCGCAUUACUUCCCAGCAUGUGUCAUCUGCCCUCGCAGGUAGGGUUCUCCUCUGGCCUUAACUGCUGGUCCAGAGUUUCGGAUGUCGGACUCCUUGCUGGUUCACAUCUUGCCAGCCUUUUGUACCGUGGCCCGACAUGACAGGGUAGUAGUCAGUGGGGCUACCCUGAGGACUCGCAUAUUCACAUGCAUGCCUGCCUGCCUUCCUUUAGCCGGCAACCUCAGCCUGUUGAUUGGCAAGCAACUUGGCCGCUGAUGCGCUUCUUUAAGGCUUAA
This is a messenger RNA of Protopolystoma xenopodis, 336 nucleotides long. The record is from the annotation of a GenBank genome assembly. NCBI's taxonomy places the organism in Eukaryota, Metazoa, Platyhelminthes, Monogenea, Polystomatidea, Polystomatidae.